AUGGUGCUGACAAAGAACAUGAAGUUGAAGUUGAACAUGUAGACUGUGAAACCAUUGAUAGCCGUGGGAAGAGGAAGGAAGCUGACACACCGUGUGGAGAGAGUUCUCGGGCAAAUAAGAUGCCAAAAGUUAUUGUGCCGAGGUCAGGUGUGUGGAAACACUACACCAGAACAAAGGAGAGCCGUGACAAGUGCAUUUGUCACUACUGCCAAAAGCUUUUCUCAUGCCAGACAAAGUCAGGAACUUCCAAUCUCCAGAAGCACCUGCAAAUCUGCAGAGAGUACCAAGCUCACGUGAUCAGCCAAGGGAAGAAUCAAGCUAGGAUCGAUAAUGAAGGCAGUGUGAAAUCAUCAAAGGUGUCUGAGACGGUUUUCAGAGAAGCCUCAAAUGAGUUAUUGGUGUUAGCUGAGUUGCCUCUUUCUUUCAUAGAAAGUACAGGCUGGAAAUACUUCUGCAACAAGGUUAACCUUUACAAGCCCCACUCAAGAAGAACUGCUACUAGAGAUAUUGUGGAGAUGUUUGUGAAGAAGAAGGAGGCGUUGAAGAGGUGGUUGUACACUAACCAGCAAAGAGUUUCACUCACCACUGACAUUUGGGUUUCUCAGGUGACAGGUGCAAGUUACAUGGUUGUAACUGCACAUUUUGUUGACCCAACAUGGCAGUUGAAGAAAAUCAUUCUUGGAUUCAAAUUUGUCAUGGAUCAUAAAGGUCAGACAAUUUCUACUGUUCUUCUCGAAUGCUUAGCUGACUGGGGAAUUCAGAAAUUGUUUUCUAUUACGGUAGACAAUGCUACUGCUAAUACCUCAGCUAUUAGGAGAUUCCAUAGGCAGUUCAGUGAAGUGUCGCCUGAUGCUCUGGUUUUAGAUGCUAAGGAGGGUUUAGGUGAUUUAGGAGAAAAUGUUUUGGCCAUCCGGAAUGCAGUUCAGUACGUCCGUUCUUCCCCCCAUAGGUUGAACGCAUUUGAGCAGAAGGUUACUAGCGGGAAGAUGACACGAGGUAGCCUGCCUCUAGAUGUUAAGACUAGGUGGAAUUCAACAUUUCUCAUGCUGUCUAGAGCUUUACAGUUUAGAGUUGCUUUUGAUAAGAUGGAAGCAGAGGAUAGGUUGUAUAAUGACUACUUUUUAGAAGUAGAAAAUGGGGUUAAGAGGCAAGGACCGCCUGAUGUUAUUGAUUGGAAUGCUGUGGAGAAGCUUAAGAGGUUUCUAAUCAUAUUCUACAACAGCACCUUGGUUGUCUCUGCUUCCUCAAAAGUCAACUCCUACAAAUGCUAUGGGGAGAUAGUGACAAUUGAGAGGAAUCUCACAGCACUGGCUAACAACUUGGACCCAGAUUUGAAGCUGAAAGCUGAGGAUAUGUUGCACAAAUUUCUGAAGUAUUGGGAUGGCAUGAAGAAUGUGAAUAGGAUGUUGAUCAUUGCAUCAAUAAUCGAUCCAAGGAAGAAGAUGGGUUUCGCCAACUUAUGCUUUGAGAAAUUGUAUGGGAAGGAUAGUAUCGAGUCCAAAGAGAUGAGUGCGUCUGUUCUUGAUCUCCUUACAAGCAUGUUCCAGGAGUACUCUGGUCGUUUCAGAGUUGCAAGUACUCAAUCCUCUCAGACAAAGCAAGCACCAUCUGCGAGUGUUCAGGAGGCUCAAGAGCAAAUGGAGAGAUUGAAGUUGGUCGUUGAAGAUUUUGGUUAUGAGAGAAUGGAUUCUGUGUACAAGGAACUUGUGGCUGAAACAGAAAAUGAGGCAAGAGAUGAGCUGGAAAUGUACUUGAAGGAACCUGUUGAGAACCAGAAGCUUAUGAUGGGAUUUGAGUUUGAUAUUCUCGGUUGGUGGAAGGUGCACAGAAUCAAAUUCCCAGUCUUGGCAGAGAUGGCAAGGGAUCUACUUGCGAUGCAGCAAUGGAUGAAAGCUGAUAUCAAGUUUGCUGAAAAAGUCCAAACUAAUGAACAGAUUCUAGCUGAAGUUGAAAUGCUAGACAAGCUUGAGAAAGAGUUUGAGAGCGUAAGAAUUGAAGAUUGA
Molecule: messenger RNA, 2003 nt
Organism: Raphanus sativus (radish)
Lineage: Eukaryota; Viridiplantae; Streptophyta; Magnoliopsida; Brassicales; Brassicaceae
Product: zinc finger BED domain-containing protein RICESLEEPER 2-like
Exons: 6
Coding region: 120-2003 (627 amino acids)
Molecular function (GO): DNA binding; protein dimerization activity
Source: RefSeq, a predicted model, not a curated record